This is a messenger RNA of Nipponia nippon (crested ibis), 737 nucleotides long. RefSeq names its product islet amyloid polypeptide (gene IAPP). Gene Ontology annotation, molecular function: hormone activity. Gene Ontology annotation, cellular component: extracellular region. NCBI's taxonomy places the organism in Eukaryota, Metazoa, Chordata, Aves, Pelecaniformes, Threskiornithidae. The record is from RefSeq and is a predicted model, not a curated record.
UAUCUUCACGAGGGCAUCCUGCAUACACUAGCUUAAUAUUUACUGAUGUGCUAAUGUAAUAAUGACCUAUCUACCUCUACUCCUCUCUGGGGUACUUUCUAUCUAUAGGGAUGGGAAUUAAUGACAGUCUCUCUGUGCUGCCUGAUGUCAGAGCUGAGAAAGGUGUGAAGGGUAUAUAAGAGCUGUAUUACUUGUCGGCAAGGAAGGGGGAAAAGGGAUACUCCAGAGCUAGAUGCAAGCGUGGAAUUGUUGCGUGCACCCUCCUUGCUAACACAGGCGUGCUUCUUCUGUUAGCUCCCUGACCACUAAAAGAAAGUUUGGAAGCAAAGAUGUGCAACCUAAAGCUGUCAGUUUUCUUCAUUGCACUUUCUGUCACUCUGAGCUGUUUGGAAGCUACAUCUAUUGAGAAAUUACUAUCUGUGGCUGAUGAUCUAUCUGAUGGUACUUCCAAGAGACAAGGAUGGAUAUUGCCAGCAAUGUCACGGAAUACACUCUCAGGACUUAGUGAGGAAAUGCCAGAACAACCAGCAGCAAAGACAAAAAGUAGUCACCACCUAGAGAAACGGAAAUGCAACACCGCUACAUGUGUGACGCAACGCUUGGCUGACUUUUUAGUUCGUUCCAGCAACAACAUCGGAGCAAUUUAUUCACCUACGAAUGUGGGGUCCAAUACAUACGGGAAGAGGGACACAGCUGGGCUUUUAAGCAGAGAACCCCAAAACAAUGCACAGCUUUAG